Messenger RNA from Trichoderma citrinoviride, 747 nucleotides. RefSeq names its product triose-phosphate isomerase-like protein. Gene Ontology annotation, biological process: glycolytic process; glyceraldehyde-3-phosphate biosynthetic process; gluconeogenesis. Gene Ontology annotation, molecular function: triose-phosphate isomerase activity. Lineage: Eukaryota; Fungi; Ascomycota; Sordariomycetes; Hypocreales; Hypocreaceae. Gene Ontology annotation, cellular component: cytosol. The coding region runs from base 1 to 747 and encodes 248 amino acids. The transcript has 4 exons. The record is from RefSeq and is a predicted model, not a curated record.
AUGGCUCGCAAGUUCUUCGUCGGCGGCAACUUCAAGAUGAACGGGUCCAUCUCGUCCAUCAAGGAGAUUGUCGACAACCUGAACAAGGCCGAGCUCGACCCCAAUGUCGAGGUCGUCGUCUCUCCCUCGUACCUGUAUCUGCUCCUCGUCCGCGAAAGCCUCCGCCCGGGUAUUGAGGUCGCCGCCCAGAACGUCUUCGACAAGCCCAACGGCGCCUUCACCGGCGAGAUCUCCGUCUCGCAGCUCAAGGACAGCGGCAUCACCUGGACCAUCCUGGGCCACUCCGAGCGCCGCACCAUCCUCCGCGAGAGCGACGAGGUGGUCGCCCUCAAGACCAAGUUCGCCACCGAGAACGGCCUGAGCGUCAUCUGGUGCUGCGGCGAGUCCCUGGAGGAGCGCGAGGCCGGCAAGACCAUCGAGGUCGUCAGCAAGCAGCUCGCCGCCCUCAAGGCCCAGAUCUCGGACUGGUCCAAGAUCGUCAUCGCCUACGAGCCCAUCUGGGCCAUUGGCACCGGCAAGGUCGCCACCACCGAGCAGGCCCAGGAGGUCCACAAGGCCAUCCGAGAGUGGCUCAAGACCAACGUCAGCGACAAGGUCGCCGACGAGACCCGAAUCCUGUACGGCGGCAGCGUCAACGAGAAGAACUGCGGCGAGCUCAGCAAGCAGCCCGACAUUGACGGCUUCCUCGUCGGCGGUGCUUCCCUCAAGCCUGCCUUCAUUGACAUUGUCAACUGCUUGAAGCAGUAA